AUGGGAGCCCUGUCGCUGCGCCCGGGAUUCGACGAGCGGACGGUGGGGCGGCUCAUGCGCGGCCUGACCUGCCGCGUGUUGUGCCCUGUGCGCGCACGCGCUGGGGAGGAGAGCCGCCAUCGCACCGCUGUCAUGCGCAAGCUGGGCUUUGUGGACGACAGCGGGGUCGUCCUGCUCAAGGGCCGCGCAGCAGCCUGCAUUGACACCACAGACGAGCUGCUUACAGCAGCCCCAUGA
Messenger RNA from Monoraphidium neglectum, 237 nucleotides. RefSeq lists its product as hypothetical. Lineage: Eukaryota; Viridiplantae; Chlorophyta; Chlorophyceae; Sphaeropleales; Selenastraceae. Bases 1 to 237 code for a protein of 78 amino acids. The transcript has 3 exons. The record is from RefSeq and is a predicted model, not a curated record.